This is a messenger RNA of Plasmodium inui San Antonio 1, 2727 nucleotides long. RefSeq names its product choline-phosphate cytidylyltransferase. Bases 1 to 2727 code for a protein of 908 amino acids. Gene Ontology annotation, biological process: CDP-choline pathway. The record is from RefSeq and is a predicted model, not a curated record. The transcript is spliced from 3 exons. Lineage: Eukaryota; Apicomplexa; Aconoidasida; Haemosporida; Plasmodiidae. Gene Ontology annotation, molecular function: choline-phosphate cytidylyltransferase activity; phosphatidylcholine binding.
AUGAUAAUUAAGGUCAACUCGGCUCAAACUUUGGAGAAUGCAGAUUCCAAGCAGGUUCAAAAUGGAAAUGCGUGCAAAGAUGAGAAAUGUGUAAGAAUAUACGCCGACGGAAUAUACGACCUCCUGCACUUAGGCCACAUGCGGCAAUUAAAGCAAGCGAAGCAAAUGGAAAAGGAAGUGACGCUCAUCGUAGGGGUUUGCAGUGAUAUGGACACAAGAAAAUUUAAAGGACAGAUUGUGCAAACAUUAGAAGAGAGAACGGAAACCUUGAAACACAUUCGGUGGGUGGAUGAAAUAAUUUCUCCAUGCCCUUGGGUGAUAACUCCCGAGUUCAUGGAGGAGCACAAAAUAGAUUUUGUAGCGCAUGACGAUAUUCCCUAUGCUAAUAAUCAAAAGAAGAAGAAGAAAAAAAAAAGCAAAUCGAUCAGUUUUGAAGAACCAGGUAAUGAUGUCUAUGCGUGGUUAAAGCGGGCAGGAAAAUUCAAGGCUACGCAGAGGACAGAAGGAAUAUCCACCACGGACAUCAUCGUGAGAAUUUUAAAAAAUUAUGAAGAUUAUAUUGAGCGAUCGUUACAGAGGGGUAUACACCCAAACGAACUAAACAUUGGCGUCACAAAGGCACAGUCAAUUAAGAUGAAAAAGAAUCUAAUAAGGUGGAGUGAGAAAGUCACGGACGAGUUGACUAAAGUAACCCUGACGGAUAAACCCCUCGGUACCGACUUCGACCAGGGAAUCGACAUAAUAAGAGACAAGGUGCAUGGAUUAUUCAAACUGUGGAGACAGCAUUCGAAAAAGCUUCUAAAAGAUUUUGCAAAAUCAUUCGAUCCCAUGUUUAUAAUUAUUCGAAAAAGAAAUAAAAAAGACAACCUCUCGGCGAUGUACUUGUCCGAUUCCAACUUUUUUCUGAGGACUGUCAAAGAGAAUUUAAAGAAAAGAAACAGUUUAAGUAACACUAUAGACAACAUUGAUGAAUAUUACUACUCGGCUGAUGAGGAUGAUGACAGUAGCAGGGUAGCCAACGCCUUGGGGAUAAUUAGCAGAGUUGCCAAUGAGUCUUAUAAUAAUAAUAACGAUAUAGAUAAUUAUGAAACGUGUUUUGAGUUGGAGGCUUCUUUGAAGGAACGACGCCGGUGGGGAGGCCCCGUUGGGAGCAACGCCAGAAGUAAACACACACGCGAUGAUAAUAAUCCCAAGUUAGGCCCAGACGAACUGCUAUCAGUUUGCAGUGAAACAGGAAGGAAUAACGGCCCUCCGUCAAACCAUUCCAAUGGGAGCCCAAAUGAGCAGCCAAUAAACACAAGCAGUAUAAACAGAAAAAGCGAUUCCCAUUUGUACAAUAAGAAGACGUACCAUGAUGUAAUUGAUGAAGGGCAUCUCCCCAUGGGGGAAAUAAUCAACGAGGGUGUGUUGGAAAAGAAUUUCAACGAGAUGGCCUCUUGCAGAGAACACAAAAGUAGCAAUUACCAUAAGGACGAAUAUAACAGCUGCUCAGAUGAGCAAUCUAGAGAUAGCAAGUGUAGUCACAUGAAAAUAAAAAGAAGGAGUAACUCCAGUAAGAAUAACUUAUCAAAUGUGAACAAAAUGGAAGAUUCUGCAGAGGGAAGUCAUUUUAGCUGCAGCGAAGGAGGCAGUAGCCGCAGUAACAGCAGUAGUUAUAGCAGCGCCAGUGGUGGAACGGGCCACUCUCCAGAAACCAGUGACGCCUCGGAAUGUCCCAAAAGGAAGGACAAACGGGGCGUUGUUACCGGGGAGGGGAACCGCCAAGGCGAUGACCCCCAGGGAGUGAACAAAUCGAGUCAGGGAAAAACGGAAGAAGCUGACCAAACAGACGAAGUGGACGAAGCGACCGAAGCUAACGAAGCGGGCAAGACAAUCCCAAAGGAAAAGAAAAAAAUUGUAAUUUAUGCAGACGGAGUGUACGACAUGCUGCACCUUGGGCACAUGAAGCAACUGGAGCAAGCGAAGAAGAUGUUCGAAAAUACAAUCCUCAUAGUAGGUGUGACUGGCGACAAUGAGACGAAGCUCAUCAAAGGACAGAUUGUGCAAACAAUGGAAGAGAGAACUGAAACGUUGAGGCACGUCAGAUGGGUAGACGAAAUAGUAGCUCCUUGCCCUUGGGUGAUAACCCCCGAGUUUAUGGAGGAGCACAAAAUUGACUUUGUCGCGCAUGACGAUAUUCCCUACGCGAAUAAUCAAAAGAAGAAGAAAAAAAAAAAAAACAAAUCGAUCAGUUUUGAAGAAUCUAGUGAUGAUAUAUACGCGUGGCUGAAGAGAGCCGGGAAGUUCAAACCUACGAAGCGGACAGAAGGAGUAUCCACCACGGAUCUCAUCGUAAGAAUUUUAAAAAAUUAUGAAGAUUAUAUUGAGCGUUCGUUACAAAGGGGUAUCCAUCCCAACGAACUCAACAUCGGUGUCACAAAGGCACAGUCAAUUAAGAUGAAAAAGAACCUCAUCAGGUGGGGAGAAAAAGUCACAGACGAGUUAACCAAAGUCACCCUUACCGAUAAACCCCUCGGUACCGACUUUGAUCAAGGGAUUGAAAACCUCCAAAUAAAAUUUAAAGAAUUAUUUAAAAUAUGGAAAAAUGCAUCUAACAAAUUAAUCAAUGAUUUUACAAGCAAACUUGACACCAUGUCGUAUUUGUCUUCCCUCCAGAACUUCGUCGACAAUGAGUACGAGCUGUACGACUCUGCUAGCAGCGUCUGCGACGAAGAAACCAACAGUUGA